GGUACUCAUUGCGCACAAAUGCCGAUAUUGCGAGCGCUGGCGCGCGACAUGUAACGUUUCCCUACGGACAUUCCGGCCCGGCAUGCGCCGUAUCCAGAACUUCACACCAGCCACGUACGCGACCGACCAGAGCGCGGGACAAAAGCGACGCCGCCUGCGACCUGCCGUGUCGUGCGACCCGUGCCGGCUGCGCAAAGUCAAGUGCAACCAGGGCCAGCCAUGCGGUUCGUGCACAUUGCGCGGCAGAGCUGGAGAAUGCGUUUAUGGGGGCGACUUGGGAGGAAGGGUACGUAUCGCUGGCAACAGCGAGCUGCGGAACAAUGGCGCGAUGGACUUGGAGUUAAGCAAUGACUUUGGCAAAGACCGCAUGAGCAGGCUGGAGGCCCAGGUUGAGGAGUUGCAGCAGGUGGUUCUGGGGCUGGCUUCUGAGCUGCCUGCGUGGCCGGCGUUGCGAGGCGACGUCCCAACUGUCGAUUCAGGCGACGGAGCGGCGCAGCCAGAUCAACCGUUCUCAGCAGAGAGCAACUGUUGCAAGCCUAUGGGCAUCCGCGAUGGUAUAUUCGCGUCGAAGCAAGGCACCGUGCACUUCAUAGGACCAACUGGUUGGACCAUCCACUUAGACGAUAUUUAUGACAACAUCCCCGCACUGUUCGUGCACGUUAAACCUUUUGAGGCGCAGUGGAGCGCGUACCUCAGACUUCGCGAUCAGUAUCGCGGCUGGGGCCUUUCAACUCUACUCGAGUGGGCGGUUGUUCCUCCGUCCCCCCUCUCAGUCUCGGAUCUACUGGCGAUGUUACCACCACAGUCGGACUGUGAUGUGCUGGCAAGACGCUUUUUUGACACAUUCAACAGAAUCUAUCCAAUCGUUGAUGGGAAUGCCCUGCUUAAGGAGAUGUCGGACUUCUGGCAGUCCAAGACACCACUUUCGAACACUUGGGUUGCGUAUGCGCUAGCCGUCAUUGCGAACGGGCUGCUGGUCCCGGUGCAUGCAUUGCCUAACGACACCGAGAUAGUUCACGGUCGAGCAACUGGAAGGAAACUCAUGACGGCGGUCAUGCAGUUUGUCAUGUCCACACCACUGCUGUUCCGGAGACCGAAUUCGCGGGUCUUUCAGACGUUGCUUUUAUCGAUCCUCUCGCGGAAGCUCGAUCUCAGUGAACCCGAUGCAGGCGAUGGAAUCAAUGGCUCACUGGCAAUUGCUCGACAGAUGGCAUUUGCCAUGGGUCUACAUCGGGAUCCGAGCAGUGGUGUCAAAAUGACCGACCAAGUAGUCUUUAAAAAAGAUACAAUGGGCGAGGAUGCUAAGCUUAGACGCAAACUCUGGAUAAGCUUCCUUUUACUUGACAUGGAGCACUCCUUGCAGUCAGGAAUGCCUUUUCUCCUACGCCCUAGCGACUCCGAUACAUACCUACCGCCCGACACCGGAAUGCACGUCGAGUUACGCUAUCUCCGUUGCAUAUAUACCGCCCUCCCUCUUUGGGCCGAGGUAAUGCAGAAUGCAAACGCCUGCAGGAACACAUCAUCCCCGAGCAUCUGCUGCCACAAAAACCGCCAGAAUCCUCAGAAGGCGCCCUGGAGGUCUUCUUAAUCCAGAUGCAGCGCUCCAUGCUGCACUGCUUCAACAACCGCAUGAUAAUGAUACUGCACAGCACUCUGGCACCCUUUCCCUUCUCGACCAGCGAUAAUAACGCUGCACUUGC
Molecule: messenger RNA, 1700 nt
Organism: Trematosphaeria pertusa
Lineage: Eukaryota; Fungi; Ascomycota; Dothideomycetes; Pleosporales; Trematosphaeriaceae
Exons: 4
Coding region: 83-1588 (501 amino acids)
Biological process (GO): regulation of transcription by RNA polymerase II; DNA-templated transcription
Cellular component (GO): nucleus
Molecular function (GO): zinc ion binding; RNA polymerase II cis-regulatory region sequence-specific DNA binding; DNA-binding transcription activator activity, RNA polymerase II-specific
Source: RefSeq, a predicted model, not a curated record